This is a messenger RNA of Aspergillus sclerotioniger CBS 115572, 1257 nucleotides long. RefSeq lists its product as uncharacterized. Gene Ontology annotation, biological process: mitotic cell cycle. NCBI's taxonomy places the organism in Eukaryota, Fungi, Ascomycota, Eurotiomycetes, Eurotiales, Aspergillaceae. The transcript has 2 exons. Gene Ontology annotation, cellular component: DASH complex; mitotic spindle. The coding region runs from base 339 to 1106 and encodes 255 amino acids. The record is from RefSeq and is a predicted model, not a curated record.
CUUGCUCUCUCCAAGCCUCUAGGAUCCAACUAAGACGGCCUAUCGCCCUCGGAUUGUCGUUGGGUACCUUUUGUCCUUUCGUCAUCCAUUUAUUCCAGUGGCUGAAAUUGCCCCACGACACUUAGCGGUCGAUCGGCAUUCCCCCGUCUCUUUCUCCAUUAUUGGCUGCUUUCCCUCCGCCAGCUGUUGUUGUUCUUGCUGCCAGGUACUACUGUGUAGUACUUUGAUUCCCCUCCAGGUUCUUUAUCAAACAUACAACCACCGUUCAUUUCAUUGUUUUCCACGGCCCCUCCCAUCCCCAUCGCCAUCAGGUACCUACCUACCCACACCCACCCACCAUGACACUCCGCAGCACCGCAGAAGAAAUGGAUAGGCUCCAACUUUCCGAUGAUGACACAGAAGACCUCUGGAAUUCCCCUUCCAAACGCGGAAACAAAAAGCUACACCACAGGGUCGUCAAAGAAGAGAGUUUGUCGCCGGAACCCACCAUUCCCCACGAUGGAGGAGAAACGUUGUUUGACCGCCAGGAGGCACGGGAAGCUGCGUUGCGCAGUGAACUAGAGAGCGUCCGCAAGAUUAACCAGGUCAUCGAGGGUCUGUUAGGAAGCCUCGAUUGUGCCAAGGGGAACAUGGAUACUGUCUCGCGAACUCUAGACUCUGCGUCUACAUUACUCAACACCUGGACUCGCAUCCUUUCCCAAACCGAGCACAACCAGCGGCUAAUCCUCAAUCCCAACUGGCAAGGCGCGGUCCAAGAUGUUGCCGAAAUGGAGAAUGAAGAGCUACUCCGGCAACAGGCUGCAGAAAGACGUGAACGGGAACUUCAGCAGCAAAGGGAAGCUGCUGUCCGAAAGGCUGAAGAGGACCAGCGCAAGAGGGCGCUCGCUGCGGGCACCCGCCCUACGCGUGGAACCACCCGCGGAAAGGUGGUGCGUAGCGGUCUGGGAAGGACCCCGAGUGUCUCAUAUUCAGGGACCAGCUCCAGCGCUACGAGAACGACGACAUCGUCAACGGCUGGCAAAUCAUCAACGACCUCCACGACGCGUAGGCCGGUCAGUGGGAUUGCGCGGGGCACAGGGAUUGCGCGUGGACGCGGCAGGGCGUAGAGGCGGUGACCAAACAAUGAACGAACCACCGGGUUCCAUGUACAGUACGAGAGAAUCUGGGACGAAAGCCAAUGACAGUAAUGAUAUGAUGAUACCCAAGCGAGGCGAAGCGAAGCCGGAAGUAAACAAAUCUGAACGCUGAAGACGGCGG